UGAUUGAAUAUUUUAAAACAUGCGGUUGUAAAAUAUUACAUUUUCUUCGUAAAUUAUUUGUGUCAUAUAUAAAAAAGUAAGUGUGUAUUGUAUUUCAUUUUCGGAAAAAUUACGAAAUAAUGCAACAACGUUAUCAAUAGGGAAUGACAACUCUGAUUUUGGGAGUUGGGUUUGGCACAUUUAUUAUACUCACUCUCUGGUUAACAGCAGGCUUGAUUUGUCUGAUAUCCUUGCGGACUCAAAAAAAAUUUGGUCUGACAGCACUAAGUGUUACGGGACUAAUUACGAUUGCACUACUCAGUAUUCCAAGAGCUUCAGAAAACUCUGACGUCAGUAACGAGGCGAUAGCAAAGUCAUAUGAUCAGUUAUUCAUUUGGCGCACGUUACUCCUAGUUUUAUUGGCUGGUUCAUCUUUGGUGGCAUUCUUCGCUUACGUCAAAUUUGAAGUCAUCACACCAGUAAAAGCUGUACGAAUAAAGAGCUGGGUUAUUUAAGAAAGUACAGUUUUCCCGGAUAAGAAAGCUACGAAUUAAAUAUUUUUAACUUGCAAUGGUUCUUGAUUGAGUUCUUCAGAAACCAUAUCCUUACACAUAAAAUUCUUACGUGCUUCUUCAUUGUUGAGAUAAUAUAUAUUACCUAUUCGAAAUAUAACUAAUCUCAAUACUAGUUACAUAAUUAAAUAUAUCUGUAUAAAUAAUUAUAUUGAAAUAUUAUUUCAAACAAUUUUUCACAUAAGUUAUAUAAAUGCAGAUAAUUUAAAGUAAUAUAUACGUACAGUUAUACUAUUGUAUUUAAUUAGAUAUAAAGCAGAGACAAAAUGUUGCGUUGUUUGAAACACACUAUGCAGCUGUCGAUGCGUGGGAUCUCCUUAUUGAGCCGUAGCAAUAAGAAAUUUGAGAUUAAGGACAACAGAGAGUUUAUAGAAAAGGUAAUGAACAGUACGGUCCCUGUGAUAGUUAAUUUCCACGCAGAGUGGUGCGACCCAUGUAAAAUUUUAACUCCAAAACUAGAACAGCUAGUAGGACCAAUGGAGGAUUUAAAUCUAGCUGUCGUAGACGUAGAGUCAAACCCUGAGCUAGUUCAUACUUUUGAAGUAAAAGCUGUACCUGCAGUAAUUGCCGUAUCAAAUGGCUUAGUUGUGCAUAAAUUUAUUGGCCUCAUGGAGGCAGAUUCUAUAGAAAAUUUAAUUCAAAAACUGAAGACUGGCGCUGAGAUUGCCCCACCUAAUAAGAGUAAUUAAUGACCAAUUCUUUCUUUUAUUACCUUUAUCUAGUACUUCGUAAAUAUAUUAUUUUUAUGGUGCGAUAAACUUGACCUAAUAUGUGAACGUGUCCUUUGCACAGCAUUUUUUUUGCAAGUUUUAAAUUUAUACCAUCUGCGAGAAUUACAUUCCACCGCAAAUUAGGAAUGCUGAAAGAGUUGAGGAAUUGGUUAUUCAUCUUAAAAUCGACUUUUAAAUCUUGAGUCCUGCAGUAAUAACUUGUACUCUGUAUUUGUACUCUGCUUUUCAUAGAUUAGGAUAUGGAUGUACUUAAUACAAACUCUUCUUUCUAAUGAAUUUUCAAUUAGCAUGCAAUUUUCUGAAAUAGAUGGAAUAAUGUGGUUUGUAAAACUAGUUGAAUUAAACUGAUAAUUUGAAUUAGCUUUCCAAAAGCUUCAUAUAUGCUGGCGAUUUUACAUUUGGACUUGACUAUCUAGAAUGUAAUCAUUUGCACAUAAAUCUUAUACAUAUAUAUACAUUAUAUAUGUAUACGUAUGUUCCUAUUUUCAGAACAUAACUUCAAAUAAAUUUUUGUAAAAACUGAAUGAUUAAUAAAUAUAAAUGUGUGUUAAAUAUCAAUUACGUUUUGUUCUGUCCAAAAACUUACUCUAUUUACCUUUCUCGUUCUCUUGGGAAUUAGAUUUUUCGUUCGAGCGUUAUUAAAAUGUACUACGAGUGUGCAUUAGAUGAGAAUAAUUCAAUGCGUCGAUUUCAUAUCAGCGUAAACAAUUUAUUAACAAUUUGGAGAAGGUUCUACUGAAACACAAAGUAUUUGCAUUAUAUUAUACAUCACAUCUCUUUUGAAUAUUUUGUAAACUUUUAAUAAAAAUAUGUCCACAAAAAGAGACAAUCACACAAUUUUAGCUAUUUACAUUAAUUAUCUUCCAAUUAUUAUUUAUCACUUAAACAAAAAGGUAACAAAAUGUAGAAAAACAUGACAGAUUUGAUGCAUAAUUUUGAAAUGGAUUUAAUCGCUUGUUGUACAGAAUAAAACCAAUAGUCUGUUGCCCGCGAUUAGUCUGA
Neodiprion fabricii is the source of this 2284-nucleotide messenger RNA. Its product is annotated as thioredoxin, mitochondrial. Lineage: Eukaryota; Metazoa; Arthropoda; Insecta; Hymenoptera; Diprionidae. Gene Ontology annotation, cellular component: mitochondrion. The transcript is spliced from 3 exons. The coding region runs from base 818 to 1240 and encodes 140 amino acids. Gene Ontology annotation, biological process: cell redox homeostasis. The record is from RefSeq and is a predicted model, not a curated record.